Messenger RNA from Rotaria sp. Silwood1, 453 nucleotides. NCBI's taxonomy places the organism in Eukaryota, Metazoa, Rotifera, Eurotatoria, Philodinida, Philodinidae. The record is from the annotation of a GenBank genome assembly.
AUGAUUUUAUUAUUUAAACUACAACAAACAAAUGGUAAUGAUUGUGUAUGUGAAUGUUGUACAUCAGUAAAUUGUAAUCCUACAAGAGUUGGCUUUCGUCCUUUAUGGUAUUGUUCAGAAGCGACUACAUGUACACAAAGUUAUUGUAUUGAUUGGUAUCCUGACCGUUGUCCACGCCGAAAUGUAGCUGGUCAAACACGAGCAAUAUGUGUAUCUAAUGCUGAACGUAUACUACCGGCUUUAUUCAUUACAAUUGUAUUUGUUCCAAAUAGUAUUCGUCGACCAAUUCAAAAAACGGAUUAUCCACUUUGGAAUACUACAACAAUAACGACUCCUUAUCGACGACCAAUAACCAUAGCUCAAAUACGUUUAGAUUGGCUUGAAAAAAUGGGUCUAAUAAAAAGAACGUCAACAUCUACAACAUCAACAUAUUUUUUUAAACCACGAUUGUAA